Molecule: messenger RNA, 2224 nt
Organism: Limanda limanda (common dab)
Lineage: Eukaryota; Metazoa; Chordata; Actinopteri; Pleuronectiformes; Pleuronectidae
Gene: fkbp10a
Product: FKBP prolyl isomerase 10a
Exons: 10
Coding region: 9-1700 (563 amino acids)
Molecular function (GO): peptidyl-prolyl cis-trans isomerase activity; calcium ion binding
Source: RefSeq, a predicted model, not a curated record
UUUUCCGGAUGGAUCUGCUCGGACCCUCGGUGUUGUUCCUCCUCCACGUCCUCUCCGUGCAGUGCAUCCCGGAGCCCUUAGUGGACGUGGACGUGGAUCGGUACCACAUCCCCAAGGUUUGUUCCCGGGAGGUUCAGACAGAGGAUUUCGUCCGUUAUCACUUUAACGGGACUUUAUAUGCGGACGGGAAGAAGUUUGACUCCAGUCAUGACCGAGGCAAAGCCUUCAUCAGCCAGGUGGGCCUGGGCAGACUCAUCACAGGGAUGGACCGUGGUCUUCAGGGCAUGUGCGUCAACGAACGCAGGAAGAUCACAAUCCCCCCCCACUUGGCCUUCGGGAGCAUAGGAACUGGUGGUGUAAUCCCUGCUGAUGCCGUGUUGGUGUAUGACGUUCUUCUGCUGGACAUCUGGAACAACGAGGACAAGGUCCUGAUCCGCACCCUCCACAAACCCGCCAGCUGCAACCGCACCACCGGGGCAUCAGACUUUGUCCGUUACCACUAUAACGGCACCCUGCUCUCCGGUGAGGCCUUUGACUCCAGUUACUCGAGGAAUAGAACCUAUGACACCUACUUGGGACAGGGCGACCUCAUCAAAGGUAUGGACGAGGGUCUCCUGGGCAUGUGUGUUGCUGAGAGACGGAUCGUCAUCGUCCCACCCUUCCUGGCGUAUGGAGAGAACGGCUCUGGAACUGCGGUGCCUCCUCAGGCCACACUGGUGUUCGAGGUGCUGCUGGUGGACUUGUUCAACCCCAAGGACGACCUGAUAGUGGAGGUGAAAGAGAGGCCGGGGCGCUGCACCCGCAGGACCAUGACGGGUGAUUACAUCCGCUACCACUACAACGGCACCUUCCAGGACGGCACGGCUUUCGACUCCAGCUACCAGCGUAACAGCACCUACAACACGUACGUUGGGAAGGGAUAUGUGAUCCAAGGGAUGGACAAGGCACUGCAGGGGCUGUGCAUGGGAGAGAAGAGGAGGAUUACAGUUCCUCCUCACAUGGCGUACGGCGAAGACGGAGUUGGAGACAUCAUCCCUGGCUCUGCCGUUCUCGUCUUUGAAAUUCACGUCAUCGAUUUCCACAACCCCAAAGACCCGGUGAAGAUUAAAGUUACCCACAAGCCUCAGGACUGCAAUUUGAUGAGUGAAGCCGACGACCUGAUCCAGUAUCGUUACAACUGCUCCAUGAUGGACGGCACCCUGCUGUACUCCUCGGACCAUUACGAGUCACCUUCCACCACGACUCUCGGAGCAAACAAGGUGAUUCAUGGUCUGGAGGAAGGUUUGCGUGGCAUGUGCGUGGGGGAAAGGAGGGAGGCGAUCGUUCCUCCCCACUGGGGGCAUGGUGAAGAUGGAGCCGGAGGAGUCCCCAAGAGCGCUGUGCUCUUCUUUGAGCUGGAGCUGGUGGAGCUGCAGAAGGGCGUGCCCGAGGGCUACAUGUUCGUGUGGCUGGGAAACGGACCCGACCCCCUCUUUCCUGCUAUGGACCUCAACGGUGACAAAGAGGUCCCUCUAGAGGAGUUCUCCUCCUUCAUUAUGAUACAAGUGAAAGAAGGCAAAGGCCGACUCCGGCCAGGGGUCGACACAGACAGCAUCAUUAAGGACAUAUUCAACAACCAGGACCGAAAUUCAGAUGGGAAGAUCGUAGAAGACGAGCUGAAAGAGCAGGUGGAGGAACCAGUGAGACGAGAUGAGCUUUAAAAGGACUGUCAGUAUUUUGAGUGGUGGUAAGAAACGGGCCUGGGGUCCCACUGUUGUCUUAGCAACUGUUGUGCAGUCACUUUUGAGGAUGUUUCAGAUAAUGGACUUUUUGUCCUUAAGGCAUCAAAGUUUGCUUUUCUAGAUUCUAUUAAAACAUCUGAACGACAUCCCACAGCUGCAGCAUCAGAUCCAUAUUUACAACACGGGAAAAUAUUAGAAUUCACCGGGUCGCCUACAUCAAAGAUGUAUUUCAAAAUGUGAAAGAAAUAUCUGUAAUGGAAAUAUGUUCAACUCCAAGAGGCCUAUUUUACUUUCAAAACUACUCAACAAACAUUUGGGCGUGGCUGAUCUUCCACAAGACACCAUGUUAUAUAAAUUUGUAGCCAAUAUUGUGCCUGACAUUCACUUGAUAUACAAAUGAUUAAAACCACUGCUUGUACAGGUUGUUGUUGUUGAUGAAAACUUGUUGCUAGUUUGUAUAGUAAUACAAAUUGUACAAUAAACUUUUAUAUUACAGAAUACCU